This is a messenger RNA of Neolamprologus brichardi, 870 nucleotides long. It is a transcript of the gene ch25h, whose product is annotated as cholesterol 25-hydroxylase. Gene Ontology annotation, molecular function: iron ion binding; oxidoreductase activity. Lineage: Eukaryota; Metazoa; Chordata; Actinopteri; Cichliformes; Cichlidae. Gene Ontology annotation, biological process: lipid biosynthetic process. The record is from RefSeq and is a predicted model, not a curated record.
UUGCCGCUGACGCUGUGUGGGCGGGGCCUGCUGCCUGAUUAAAUGGAGCAGUGAUGAUGAAGGCGAGCAGAGCUCCGACUGUGAGACAAACUGAAGGAUGGCAAUGCUGCUGCAGCCUCUGUGGAGCUUCGUGCUGGGACACGCCCCCCUCCUGCGCUCGCCCUUCUUCCCCGUGCUCUUCUCGCUCUGCGUCUACCUGUCCUUCUGCCUGCCCUUCCUGCUGCUGGACGCGCUGUCCACCAGGUGGGCGUGGGCGCUCAGGUACAAGCUGCAGCCUCAGAGCUCCGUCAGCUGGUCGUCGGUGCGGCGCUGCCUGGCUCUGACGCUCUACAACCACCUGGUCUUCAUCUUCCCGCUCACCGUGCUGCACUGGUACCUGAGGCCGGUGCACCUGCCCGAGGAGGCCCCGCCCCUUCCGCGCCUGCUGGCCCAGGUGCUCGUGUGCCUGCUGCUCUUUGACUUCCAGAGCUUCGGCUGGCACCUGCUGCACCACCGAGUGCCCUGGCUCUACCGCACCUUCCACAAGGUGCACCACACCUACACCUCCACCUCCGCCCUCACCGCCGAGUACUCGGGCACCUGGGAGACCCUCAGCCUGGGCCUGUUCGCCGCCGCCAACCCCCUCCUGCUGGGCUGCCACCCGCUCACCGAGCUCGCCUUCUUCGUGGUCAACAUCUGGCUGUCGGUGGAGGAUCACUGCGGCUACGACCUGCCGUGGGCCACGCACCGCCUGGUGCCGCUGGGGCUGUACGGCGGGGCGCGCCACCACGACCUUCACCACCUCAAGUCCAAGUGCAACUUUGCGCCGUACUUCACCCACUGGGACCGCCUGGCCGGGACGCUGCAGACGCAGGACUGAGCCGCCGUGAU